Drosophila takahashii is the source of this 1425-nucleotide messenger RNA. RefSeq names its product facilitated trehalose transporter Tret1. Gene Ontology annotation, molecular function: sugar transmembrane transporter activity. Gene Ontology annotation, biological process: transmembrane transport; carbohydrate transport. Gene Ontology annotation, cellular component: membrane. Lineage: Eukaryota; Metazoa; Arthropoda; Insecta; Diptera; Drosophilidae. The record is from RefSeq and is a predicted model, not a curated record.
GACACAAUGAGCGCCGCCGGUGGUGACAAAUACCAGUACUUAGCUGCCAUAAGUGUAAACAUAAUUUCAAUUUCGUAUGGCGCAUUUUGUGGCUGGCCUUCGUCCAGUUUUCUGGAAUUGGCAGCAGAGAAUAGUCCUUUGGAGACUGGACCUCUGAGCCCCAAGGAUCAGGGAUGGGUGGCAUCGAAUAUUUGUUUGGGCGGGCUGUUCGGAACCUUUUUGUUCACCUGGCUGGCGGAUAAAAUCGGCAGAAAAUGGAGUCUCAUGUGGAUGGCAUUGCCGAAUUUGCUGGGUUGGGUAAUUAUACCCUUUGCCCGCAACCCAAUGCAUUUAAUAAUUGCUCGAUUUAUUGGCGGAGCUGCCGGCGGAGGAUGUUUCACUGUAAUACCCAUCUACAUUUCCGAACUUGCUUCAGACAACAUUCGCGGCACUUUGGGCGUCUUUCUGGUGCUCACUUGCAAUUUUGGCGUCGUCUUGGCCUUCAUCCUGGGCUACUACUUCAACUAUGCCCAAGUGUCCUGGAUCGUCUCCUCGCUGUCCUUCGUCUUUGUGGGCUGCUUUUGGUUCAUGCCGGAGACACCGCAGUACUUGGCCAAAACAAAUAAGGUCGAGGAGGCAGAGCACUCGCUGCGCUAUUAUCGCAACAUCAAGUCAAAUCCGGCCAAGGAACUGAGUGAGGAGCUGCAGCUGGAACUGCAGCAGCUGAAGACCACUGAGAAACCCGCUGGGGAUGCCGAUGAUGACGAUGCUGAAGCCACCGGAGUGACCUGGGCAGAUUUUGCCAAGGGCAAGACGCGCAAGGCUUUCCUGAUUGGAUUUGGACUGAUUAGCUUCAAUCAGCUGUGCGGAUGCUUCGCUAUGCUCAAUUAUACGGCUGUGAUUUUCGAGCAGGCGGGAUCGAGUCUGAAGCCCACGAUAGCUGCCAUCAUAGUGGGUGGCAUCCAGCUGGUGGGCACCUAUCUGUCUACCCUUUUGGUAGAUAAAUUGGGUCGAAAGCUGCUGCUCCUGGUUUCGGCAGUGGGCAUUGGACUUGGCCAGAGUGCCAUGGGCAUCUAUAGCUACCUACAGGUGACCGGCUACCACGUGGCCUCGUUCAGCUGGGUUCCCAUCGCCGGGUUCUCGUUUAUGCUGCUUCUCGCAGCCGUCGGCCUGCUAUCCUUGCCCUUCCUGGUGAUAUCGGAGAUAAUGCCCCAGAAGAUAAGGAGCACGGCGAUAAUGCUGCUCAUGUCGGUGCUCUGGCUGAUUUCCACCUGCGUAAUCAAGUUAAUGCCCGUUUUCACCGCAACACUGGGAAUGCACGGCACCGUCUUCAUGUUCGCCAGCUUAUCCUUCUCAGCAGCUGUUUUCAUCGCCAUCUUUGUGCCCGAAACAAAGGGCAAAACAGUUGAAGCCAUCUUGGCUAGCCUUUAGCGUUAAUAAUUAAUU